Molecule: messenger RNA, 992 nt
Organism: Lactuca sativa (garden lettuce)
Lineage: Eukaryota; Viridiplantae; Streptophyta; Magnoliopsida; Asterales; Asteraceae
Product: chloroplastic group IIB intron splicing facilitator CRS2-B, chloroplastic
Molecular function (GO): peptidyl-tRNA hydrolase activity
Source: RefSeq, a predicted model, not a curated record
UUCUGCCUCCCAAAAAGCCUCUCCAUCCAUGGAACACAAACAAGAACGAGCUUUUAUCCAGGAAUUCGAGCAAAAUAUCUCAAGCUAGUGAACUCGUUUGUUGUCUUUCAUAUACACUUCAAAAUUCUACCGAUUCCGGCUAGCUGGAGAUUAGAGAGGUCAAUGUUGUAUGCCGUAUCAAUCCCUAAACCUUGCUUAUCUUAUCCAAAAACCAGUUUCCACUCCCAAAACCCUCAAAAUCUCAAAAGGGGUGGGCUUCGUGUAUCGGCUACAUUACCGAAAUCUAAUGGGGUUAAAGUAGAGUACACUCCAUGGCUAAUUGUCGGAUUGGGGAAUCCUGGCAACAAGUAUCACGGAACUCGCCACAAUGUUGGCUUUGAAAUGAUUGAACGCAUAUCUCAAGAAGAAAGGAUUGUGAUGAACACUAUACAAUCAAAGGCUUUGGUUGGAAUAGGUUCUAUUGGAGAGGUACCUGUUCUAUUAGCAAAGCCUCAAGGAUACAUGAAUUUUAGUGGAGAAUCGGUUGGGCCGCUUGCUGCAUAUUAUCAAGUACCACUGCGUCAUAUUUUACUGAUAUAUGAUGAGAUGAGCUUACCAAAUGGUGUUUUGAGGCUUCAACCUAAAGGAGGCCAUGGGUAUCAUAAUGGAGUGAAGAGUGUUAUUGAACAUUUAGAUGGUCGUCGUGAAAUCCCUCGACUCUGUAUAGGAAUUGGGAAUCCACCUGGCACCAUGGACAUGAAGGCGUUCCUUUUGCAGAAAUUUAGUGAUGUGGAACAAAAAGAGAUAGAUGGAGCGUUGGCACAAGGGGUAGAUGCGGUGAGGAGUUUGGUAUUGAACGGAUUCAACGAUAGGAUCACGAGGUUUAAUUUAGGGCAAAAAUACAAAUAUAACAAAGUUUGAGAAUGAACUCAUUGUGUAGUAAUUAACCUCAUGGAUUUUAAAUUAUUAUUUUUAGAAGGAAAAUACAAUGAGAUCAAUGUACCUUUACACCA